Plasmodium fragile is the source of this 1287-nucleotide messenger RNA. RefSeq lists its product as uncharacterized. The transcript has 3 exons. The record is from RefSeq and is a predicted model, not a curated record. Bases 1 to 1287 code for a protein of 428 amino acids. NCBI's taxonomy places the organism in Eukaryota, Apicomplexa, Aconoidasida, Haemosporida, Plasmodiidae. Gene Ontology annotation, cellular component: cytoplasm. Gene Ontology annotation, molecular function: protein binding.
AUGAAGAUUGACUUGGAGCUAAUUAAACGCAAGAGCGAGCACAACGAAGGGCUGCUAGAGGAACUGGAGGAAGUAGCCCUACACCAGCUCCAAAUUAAAAAAAUUGAAUUCAUUAACACCCAUUGUAGAAAUUUAAAAAUACUGCUGCUGCAAAAUAAUUUGAUUGAGAAGAUCGAAAAUCUGCAUCAGCUGAAGAAGCUGGAGUACUUGAACCUUGCCCUGAACAACAUCACGCUGGUGGAGAACCUCCACGGGUGCGAGUCGUUGCGCAAGCUGGACUUGACCCUAAACUUCAUCGACGUAUCAACCAUCGAAGCGUCUUUAAUUAACUUAAAGAAAAAUGAAAGCCUGAGGGAGCUCUACCUCAUGGGAAACCCCUGUGCGAAAUGGACACACUUAAAACUCUUCGUCAUUCUACACCUGGGCCAGCUGGACGUUUUAGAUGGCUCAGAUAUUCUCACGUCAGAUAGGAUAACUGCUAAACAAAAAAGCGAAACAGUUAGGAAGUCUUUAGAAGAAGAACUGAAGAAACAAAAGGAAAAGGGAAGUGGACACAACGAGCACUAUGACAGUAUCAAUCAGAGGAAGGAGAUUUACGAAGAGAUGGAAAGGGAAGAAAAAGAGAACGCACAAAUGGAUACGAAGAAGGAGAGGCCCCAGAAGGAAGUGCUGCCCCCAUACACUGACGAGGGGGAUAUUCGCCAGUGCAACGAAGGGCACUACAAGUUCCUGUUCGAUGAGUAUUCCAGCAACAAGCACACCUUUUUGAAGCUCUUCCUCCCCAAGUACAUGUGCAACUCUCUUAUCAAGGUAGACGUAAAUGUGAACUACGUCCGGUGUGUAAUCAAAGACAAGCUGUUCCAGGUCAAACUGAGCGAUGCCAUUUUAACAGACCUCACGAAAAUUUCUAGAAAAAAAUAUACUGGGGAAUUACACAUUAAAAUGACGAAGAAAAAUUAUAAAGGAAAUAAAAUUUUUGAAGGGGACCCUAUCAGCGAGGGGGGUGCCUCUCCCAUGGUCUGCCAUUCGUUGUUACCACCCCGUUCGUCUUCCACCUCGUCAACCUCUUCCGCAUCGUCGUCCUCUUCCACCUCAUCCUUCUUCAAAAAGGAGUACCCAAUUUAUGCCAACAGGCGAAGGCGCUCAGCCAAAUCUUCCUUGACCUUGUCCAGCGAACCGAAAGGUGAUUUCCUUCUUCAGGCAAAAGAAACGAAGUACUCCUCCUCCGUGAUGAAUGCCAUUCCUUCGCUGGAGAAAAUUACAAAACAGAGUCUCCCUAACAUGUAA